AUGUCAGGACAACAAAAGAAUGCUGGCAAUGCUAGCAAACAACAGCCUAUCCCGGAAAAUGAAAUCAAACAAAACUCGUCCGUCUCGGCGAGCAUGGCGCUCCAGGGGAUGCAGAAAGCGUAUGAGCUGAGACAAGCCGCCAAUGCCGCCGGAGAUCCGGAUGCACGCGAAGAAAUACUUGCAAAAGCCGUCAACAAAGAGAUUGAAGCCGAGUCCUUUGGCAAGGCAGCAAAAUAUACGCGCUCUGGUACGUUCCAAGGUCUUGCUGCUGGUGCAGGUCUAGGUGUCCAGCCAGGCGUUACACUGGGAAAGUUGACGGGUGCUCUGGUUGGCGGUACCGUCUCCACAGUGACAGGCUUGCUCGGUGGUGGUGUUGGAUCCGUCUAUGGAGCAAUGCAUGGGCCGUUUUGGGACCUCGGACAGAUGGCCAGCCAAGGUGUCCGGGGCAUCGUUGGAGACUUUCCCAACUGGAACUCGACUCCAAAACAAAAGAAGGCAUUGGAAAAGAUGGUUAUACAGACAAAAGAGACACAGGCGCCCACCCAAGAAGAAUUGGAGAAGAUGAAGUGUGACGACGGAGGGGCGAUGCCAGAAUCUUGGGCGCAAUCUGCGAAGGAUAUGACAAGGUGGAUGCCGGGAAUGCCGUCAAUGCCUUCGGUCCCCAACAUGCCAAGCAUGCCUUCGAUGCCGUCCUGGGGCGGACAGGACAAGUCAAAGGGACAGUCUGGGGCGCCCAGUCAGAAACAAAAACCAAAGCCCACCCAGAAGCAGCAGACAACGCCUCGACAAACCAGAUCAGCGACGCAAAAACAACAACAGGCUCAACAGAGCACAACACCGACGCAACCUUCCAAGGCCAAAGAAGCCCCGAAGCCCAAGGAAGAACCAAAGCCUAAAGAGCCAUCAAAGCCAUCUCAACCCAAAGCAACCGCCCAAGCCAACCAAGCACAGAAGCGUAAUCCACCUUCCAACGCGAAACCCGCCAGUAAACCAGCAGCGACAACAAGCAAAGCGAAGCCGGCUCCGUCGCAGAAUCAAUCAUCGGCGGCGUCAACCGCGGAGAAGAAGAAGCCAAGAAAGCUGAACAGGACCAGCGAUAUCAACGCAAAGGCCGGUUCAGGAUCGCCACCUGAGAGGAAGAAGCCGAGAAAGUUGGAAAGGAAGACUGCUGCGUAA
Molecule: messenger RNA, 1176 nt
Organism: Didymosphaeria variabile
Lineage: Eukaryota; Fungi; Ascomycota; Dothideomycetes; Pleosporales; Didymosphaeriaceae
Exons: 1
Coding region: 1-1176 (391 amino acids)
Source: RefSeq, a predicted model, not a curated record